Molecule: messenger RNA, 6703 nt
Organism: Pristis pectinata (smalltooth sawfish)
Lineage: Eukaryota; Metazoa; Chordata; Chondrichthyes; Rhinopristiformes; Pristidae
Product: ras-related protein Rap-2a
Exons: 1
Coding region: 6-557 (183 amino acids)
Biological process (GO): negative regulation of cell migration; Rap protein signal transduction
Cellular component (GO): plasma membrane
Molecular function (GO): GTPase activity; GDP binding; GTP binding
Source: RefSeq, a predicted model, not a curated record
AAGUCAUGAGGGAGUACAAGGUAGUGGUGCUGGGCAGCGGGGGUGUGGGCAAGUCGGCUCUGACGGUGCAGUUUGUGACGGGCACUUUCAUCGAAAAGUAUGACCCCACGAUUGAGGACUUCUACCGCAAGGAGAUCGAGGUGGACUCGUCGCCCUCGGUGCUGGAGAUCCUGGACACGGCGGGUACUGAGCAGUUCGCCUCCAUGAGAGACCUGUACAUCAAGAACGGCCAGGGCUUCAUCCUGGUCUACAGCCUUGUCAACCAGCAGUCGUUCCAGGACAUCAGGCCCAUGCGGGACCAGAUCAUUCGUGUCAAGCGCUACGAGAAGGUGCCCGUCAUCCUAGUGGGCAACAAGGUGGACUUGGAGAGCGAGAGGGAGGUAUCCUCGCUCGAGGGACGAGCCCUGGCCGAGGAGUGGGGCUGCCCUUUCAUGGAGACCUCGGCCAAGAGCAAGACCAUGGUGGAUGAGCUGUUUGCCGAAAUCGUCAGGCAGAUGAACUAUGCAUCCCAGCCUGACAAGGACGACCAGUGCUGUUCUUCCUGUGUACUGCAGUAAAGAUGAUAAAGCAAACAUUGAGACCAGCUCGAAUCAGUCCUGUUUGGGAGAACUGCACCUUCUCCUAGCCUGGGAGACAACUAGAUUAUUUCAUAUUGCUGUUCCAAGAAGAUGAAGAUAUCGACAGAGCUUUAUGACUAAAAUGAGAUUAAUCACCAAUCACCGCUCUUGCUGUGUCCUGCAGCAAAGGAAGUAAAGCAAACGUCUUUGGUUGACACAGACCCUGAAACACUUUUAUGUGGGAGACCUACACCUCCUCGCCAGGACGACUAGAUUAUAUCAUGUUGCUGUUCUGGAAGAGGAUAUCAUCAAGAGCUCCAUAAAUGAGCAGCGCUGCUCCUCCAGUCUCAUUUUGUUGAAAACUAAAAGCAAGGGUAAUUUUUGUUUAAAACCAAUCUCAAUUGGCUAUGACAGCAUCAUCCUGGGAGAACUAGACUGUAGCAUCCCAUUAUGGAAAAAAGCAAAUAACAAGAGUCUUUCAGAAGUAUAAGAUUGAGGAUAAGGGCCAGUGUUUGGAUCGUGUAUGUGCACUGCUUUUAUAAAAUCCCUUUUUUUUAAAAGAAUAAACAAAUAAUUUGAUAACAAGGUUGAAGCCCACACUUGACAGGUCUGGCUGCCCUCUUCUGACGUGAUGCCAAUGAGAAAUUUAAAUCUUUAUUUUAAAGAGGAGAACAGUCAGCCGAACAUUCUUCUACAAAACCAAAGUGGGAGAGUAGAGACUUGUCAGUCCUUGUCUUCUGCAGUGAAAGGGAAAACAGCCUGUGUGUCCUGCCUGGUGCAUAUGUGAAAGAGGCAACAGGCUACACACUGCUGCUUUUCAGAGAAGGAAUGGAGAAACCAGUGAACCUUUUUAACUCUAGAGCCAGGAGAACAGUGAUGCCAUGGGCUUUUCUUCAGGGUUCCAUCAGUGAGCACAAAUUCUUCCUCGGUACAUUAUGUUGGACGUUAACAAUCAGUUCUCUAAUUUCAAGUGUAAUGCAGGAGAAAUGAUGGACAUGAAGUUGCUCUGUUAAACCAAGAGGAAAUGAACAAAUCAACUGUUGAUCCACCAAAAUGGUUGUAUCAAACAAGAAGGAGAAUACUUUUAAUUCACUUUUUUAUUUUGUGGGUGGCAUAUUAAUUGCUCUGCAUUGUGUUGGUGCAAGCCCUUAGUGGUGAUCUUGUGUGGCUCUGCAGGGAGCGGGAAGGGGUUUCAGCUGGGUGGGGGGAAGCAAAGGUUUUCUCUAAUUUCUGUCUUGCACAGGGGAAGAUUUAAAUUGUCAAACUAUAAUUUGUUCCAAGAUCAGCACUAGCCAACUCUUGUGAGGGAGUGGAGGGGGAGAAAUUGGUUUUGUGCAACUUCCAGAUUUGGCUAAUUACCUGCUUUUUCAAAUAGUGAUUUUUUUUCAAAAAUGUUGUCCUCCAAAUGGUUUUUAGAUAGCAAAUAAUUUCCAUUCCUUGUGAUUCCUUGGAGAAAGGAAUCCAAGACUCUUUUCUGUGAGGAAUACCAGAGGCCAGAUCAAAAAGAUGUAUGAAUGGGAAGCUAGUAAAUUGUUUGCUAUGCAAAGACAUUUUUUAAGAAGUCACUGUUUGUGCAAGAUAAGGAAAUUAGAAUCCUCCUUUAGCCAAAGGUGGGAGCAGCAGGUUUUCCACUGCCCUGGAGAUGAAGAUUCUUGGGUGAACGAAAUAAAGUGGAAAGUCCAGCAGCCUUUGUUUUCCAGGUCUGGGAGGUGGGAAGAGGUCCUGUUCUAAAUGGCUGCCUGUGAUUAGGAUGGCAAAAGUGCGAGAGGUUGAUCUCCAGUGAAGAGAAGUCCUCGCACCAUCUUUGUUCAUGCAGCAGUGGGCAAGGAAGAGUUGGGGGGGGGGGGGGGUGGUGGGGUGGUAAAGGUACCUCUAAAGUUGGCAGAAAUCUUCGAUUAAGUUUGGAGACUGUGCCGAGUAGAGGGGGCUGUUGUCUCCCAUGCCCACAAGCGACUUCCAUCUGCUAUCAGACAUGUUUUAAUGGGUGUAGUGGUAUGUGGAGCUCAAGGGGAAUGUGUGCCCUGAGAUCACCUGUAUCAUGACGGCAAUGUCUCAAAAUUCCACAGCAUUCAAGUAGAAAUAAAAAAAUAUAUCACAGAACUGCAGUCAAUCCAGACAAAUGUGAUUCAAAUUCUUGUAAUUGCACGUUGAGGAAAUAACAUAUUGCAUUCGCUGCUUGACUCUGUAGAAAUGGAAGCAUUUUGAAUUAAUCAAUUUUUAUGAACUAGAAAUUAUUCCCCUGAAUUUCCUUCUUUUCUGAUGCAGAAGUGGCAGAAAUAUAUUUUCUUUUAUGAAUGGUGCUCAAUACUUUAAGUAUUAUGGGGAUUUUUAUUUUUAAUCUUUGAACCAAGAAUAUAAUGUAUGCAUGGCAGAAUACCAGAUCAUUACUAAAGUCUUACAUUGAAGCAUUCUGUAGUUGUUAAAACUGAGUGCAGUAGUGAAGUGUUUUGGUCACUGCUGUCUUAUUUUGCUUUUAAAUAUGACAGUUGUGUUUCAGGAGCAUUUUAUUUUCUGUCUUUAAAAAUGGCAUUGCAUAAACCAGCAGUUGGAAUCGUGAAGUUGGUUUUCUCAAAAGUCGAUCCCUACAAAGAGAAUAGUAACCAGAAUCUCCAUAAAAGUGGUAACCUUGAACAAACAAAACUUGUAUGUAGAUUUGAUGCACCCUGUAUUCAGCUUUCGCCACAGGAUUUCUUACGGAAUGCAUUAUUUGGGUUUAAGGAUGAUUAUCAAGUGAAAGUCUGAACAGGUUUCUGUGUGCACCCAUUACAAGCAAAACGGCUGGAUUCACUGGGAUUUUUUGAGGUUUUCCUGUUCUGGGGAGCUGUUCUGACCCUUUCUAAGGAUGACUUCCUGCAUCGUCAACGGUAUGUGGUGGAUUGUGUGACUUCAACUGUUGGAGAAAGAUUUUAACUGCAAGUUACAAGUGCAGAUUUCUUUUAUUGGGUGAAAGGACAUCGCUGCAAAUUGGGAUCGUUUAUUUUUCAUUUCUGGUAUAAUAAACUGAAGAUGCAGUAAGUGGGGAUCCACUCUGACGUUUUUGUGAAGGAUGAUGGCAGCCUUAGCCUCGUGUGGACAUUUUUUUAAGCAUUCAGAAAUAUAUUUGGUUAUCGGUAUAUCUCAGCUUAAGUUUACAUUUUUCAAACAGUGUCUUGCAUUGUUUUUAUUAUUUACCUGAAUCUUAAUGUGUAUUUACAGCAAAGCUUCAUUUAAUUUUUAAUAUUUCCCACCCCUUUAAAACAUCUGUGUGUGGGCAACAUUCUUUGCAAUGUAGAUAAUUUAGUUGGGGCUGGCAUAAUAUAGUUUUUAAACUGUUCAAUAAUGCUGGCUUGAUUUAAAUUUCUAAAACGCAAGUUUCGCUAUCACUUCAGGUAACAUUUUGAAGAAAGUAGUCUGUGCAUAAGGACAGAAGACCUGCAGGUACACAUUGCUAUAGUGAAUGCAGACAGUUCUUUCAAAUCUAUUGCUUCCUGGAAUUGGAUGAGACCAUUUGUUCCAGGAAAUGGUUAUCAUUCUAAGGAAAUAACUUUAAUGGGAGUUGUAAAGGGACGGGAAUGAUUGGGGGGUUUGUGUCUAAUCUGCACAAUUGCCACGAGAUAAUUGCCCAGUUACCUCUCAUUUGGCUGUAGUUUUCCUUGGUGGGUCACCUCCCACAUAGUGAUGCUAAUAUCAUUUUUUAGAAUGUUUACUUCCCACAUUCCAACAUCGGGCCUCAUACUGCAAAACUCCUCUUUAGUGAUUUGUCUGAUCAUUUUGAAACUAGCCUGCUUUAAAAACAAUCUGUCUCUUAAGAUGGAUGAUGGGAAAGUAAAGUGGCUAGUAAGUGAAUUUCCUCACAUUUCUUUGAUGCACUGACCUAGUCUUUCUGACUAAUAAUGUGGCAAAUUGGCCAAAACACACCCCUUUCAAAUUUGAUGAGAUGUUGUUGUACAUUGGUCUAACUUCAAACUUGGAAAUGUAUAUUGAGCACGUAACAAAAAAUAUCACAAGCCAUUGGAUUUCAGUAUUUUAAAAAUCUUGAGGAUGAAUAGAUUAACGUCGAAUGUAAUUGCCACAAAAAUGCAAAUCCUGGUGCAAUUGGCAGUUAUUCUUUCAAGCUUAUUGGAAGAGCUUACUGUUCGCUUAUGUAAUAAGUUGUUCCAUUGAAGGAGAAAACAUGUUACCUGGUGCCUGAUUGGAUGUUCCCAAUGCCAUGAAAUGUUUUCUGGAAUAUAAAUCCCAUUGUGUGAUUGGUAUUGUGGUUAAAUUCUAUUUAUUCUCUGAGCUUUCCACCAGAACUUGAACUAAUUCAAAUUCUGGAUACUCUUGCACAGAUCAGUCUUAAACAAUAUGGAACAAAGCAACAACUGGGCAAAAUCACAAAUUGAAAUUCUCUUUCCCAAAUGAGAUAUAACUGAAUUUGUCAUAGUACAAAAAUAACAUAUUCAAGCCAAAAUUAUGAAUUGUUUAAAUAUUUUCAAAAUCCAUAAAUCUGCUUUUAUCAUAUUAUGUGGCGGUAAUUAAUUCCUGUUACAUGCAUGAUAUCUGUUAUGUUUCUUUUCUGGGAAAGGAUUUAAAUCUUGGUGCUAGUCCACUGCUUAGUUAAUGUCACGAAGGACCCCCAAAGCCAGGUUGAACAAGACCGAUUUAAAAUGCUGCUUGCUGUGGUGUUUUGCUAUAGAGCAACAAGAACCCUCCAAAUAUCUGGGUCUGAAAGUUCUUGCAAACAGUUGGUGUACACAGGUUAGAACAGUAUUUGGUUAUGUGACGUGUAUGCUUAAGUUGUGUCAUUGAUAAUGUAACGUUUGUGGUGACUGGAUAAAAGGAGCUAUUCAUCAGUGUUCUUAUUCCAAUUUUGUCUUUUUUUAUUUAUUUUAUGAAGUUGGAUCAUUUGGAAACCUCAAUGUUUUCGUAGAACCUACUAGCUGUAUUUAAACACCGUGUCAGCUAGUGAGCAAACAUGAAGGGAAAAGCCAGACAUGUCAAAACCUCAAGCUUGAAUUUAUUUGUAACUGCCUCCAAUAUGUGGAUGUAGAUGCUCAUGAAAAUAUUGGAACAAAUGUGAGUAGCCUGCACUGCACUAGAUAAAACCGCAGUUUGCUGGAUGAACUGUUCGCAUUUCCGUUGGUCUGUUAAGUUUGGGGCACAUUCCGUUUAUUCCCCCAAAUCUCUGACCUUCAAUAUCUGUUGGUUUCCAAAGAUGUGGAAAAGACCAGUUUGCUUGUUGAGAAAUUUGGAUCGGAUUAGUUUGAAGGAAAUGUUUGGGGGUGGGGGGGGGGGGGGUGUGGGUGGUGAGGAUUGUAGGCAAGAUAUUUAUCCUUUGGUGAACCUGUGUGGGGAAACCUCAAUGUUUGUGAUCUAAUCAGAUAUAUUUAACAUUUUAUUGCCAUUCUGUAUCCUGGCUACAAAUUCACUUUUGCUCUGUUUUAUGAUUAAUUUCUGGAAGUUUAGGCAUUAGCUAAUGGAGAAACAGUGACAUGCACAGUUAAAUCCUCCUUGAAAGAAAGAUUUGAACUGUCCUCUGUCAGCCAUUCCCCAGGUCAUGAAUUGGUUGCUUUCCUCUGUGGAUUUAAAAAAAAAACUCCCACACAUUAGUUCCUCUGACCGUUCCAAUGGAAUUCACAGUCAAAUUAGUGUUUCCCUUAAAUUUGUGUUCACAGUUCUGAUUAAAAACAGUCAAAAUAGAAGCAGCAACAGACUAUGUGAUCCUCAAGCUUGUUCAGGCAUUCAGUAAGCUCUAAGUCUUCAUUGUUAAUAGGGCAGCCCAUCUCGACAGGGCCCCCCAUUAGCUGGCUGAAUAAAUCAUCUCUAUCUUUCCUCUGCACAUCGUCUGUUUAAUGCUCACUUUUCCCGGCAGCAAACCACCUUAGUACCAGAAUCACAUCCGUUAUUCUUACGGGCCCUACCAUCUUCCUUAAACUUAAGUUAGGCCUGUCUUCCUUUUAAUCUCUGACCCUAAUUCCAUUUUACUGCCCAAUUUCCAAAAAUCUAUCUUGGCUUUUGAAUAUAGUUAAUGACAGGCCAUGCACAGCUCUGAGACAAAGCAAUCCGGAUAUUCACAGCCCUUGGAGUAAAGAAAAUCUUCACAUCGGGCUUAAAUAGGUAGCCCCUUACCUUGAGUCUGUGUUCCCAAGUGGAGUCGUUUUCUUUCUCCCCUGCUCUCACCACAA